This is a messenger RNA of Macrobrachium nipponense, 4878 nucleotides long. RefSeq names its product CD63 antigen-like. The transcript is spliced from 6 exons. Lineage: Eukaryota; Metazoa; Arthropoda; Malacostraca; Decapoda; Palaemonidae. The record is from RefSeq and is a predicted model, not a curated record. Gene Ontology annotation, cellular component: plasma membrane. Bases 90 to 827 code for a protein of 245 amino acids.
CGCUCAUUUUAUUUUUUGAGGAUGGUUCAGUCGAGUCUCGACCAGUGUUCACGUAAGGUCUGUGCGGAAGCAUAACAAAAGGUGCUGCUAUGGCUUUGGACACGGGGAUGAAAUGUAUAAAAUAUCUUCUUUUCAUUUUCAACCUGCUGUUUGUGGUCAGCGGGGGUGUGUUGAUCAUCGUGGGCGCCGUGAUCGAGGCCAACUACAGAACCUACCUUGACUUCAUGUCCGCCACUUAUCUGUCGGCUCCUUCCAUCCUCAUCGCCGUCGGCGUUCUCAUCUUCGUCGUAGGAUUCUUCGGAUGCUGCGGUGCCAUCAAGGAGAACCACUGCAUGGUUGUCACGUUUGUGGUACUCCUGUGUAUGAUCUUCGUUGUGCAACUUGGUGUUGGCAUUGCAUCCUACAUCUUGCGUAACGAUGUUGAAGUUUUCUUGCACGAUAACAUGCUCAAGACCAUGCACAAUUAUGACCAUUCGCGACCUGGAGUUAUCAAGACUUGGGAUGUCAUCCAGCAUGAUCAUGCUUGCUGCGGCACAAACAAUUAUGAAGACUGGACCUCCACUCCAUAUGGAGAAGAAUACAAUGGCGUACCCGAUGCUUGCUGCAAGGAACAUGUUUCUGGUUGUGGAAGAAAUAUUUUCAAUUUCUCACAGAAGCUGAACGACAUCAACAAAGAAGGCUGCUUUGAUAAGCUGAAAGGAGAUGUGGAAGAAAAUGUAACCAUCCUUGGUGGCAUUGCCAUUGGUAUAGGUUUUGUUCAGCUGAUUGGUAUUGCCUUUGCCUGCUGUCUUGCCAAGUCCCUGAAACGCCAGUAUGAAACAGUGUAAUGAUAUAAAGUCUUUUGAAGAAUCUCAUCUUAUGCCUGCAUGAGCACCAGGAUUUGCUCACAGUUAUUGUUUAUUUUAUAUUCAUUUUUUUUUUUUUAACUUUGGUGGUUAGGCAAAAGGUUGCAAUUUCAAUACUUUGCAUUUUAUCAUCUCCUGCUGUUGAAUGUUUUGGGAACACAAGGUGACUAGAUAUUUAGGUUACAAUAUUGCUUUCUGGAGAUCAGAGGUAAUCCUGCCGUUGUUGCAGUGAUAAAACCAGUUUUACAGUGAAUGUACUGUGCAGUUAUUAAAAUCUAUAAUAUUGAUUUUGUACAGUGGUAAGUAGUUUCUAUAUUACAGUAGCACAAAACUCAGAGAGUGUUGAUCAAAAUUCUUAGGUCGGCAGUAUUAUUCGAGCACAUUAAUUUUAAAAGCACAAUGUAAUAAUAUAAAGUGGGAGAAUGAAUUUUUUUGAAUGAAGUACUUUUUGUGCUUCAAGUUACAUGUAAAUACCUAUAUCAUAUAUCUAAUGUAAAAAAUAUUUGCUCUUCAAAGACUAAGUCAAUAAUUAAGUUGGGUUUUGAACUAAUGAAAAAGAGUUUAAGGCAAUAUCAUAGAGGAAGAGGUUCAUUUGAAUUUACAUGGCUUUUUUUUCUUCAGGUUAUAUUUGCAUUAAAUAAAUUUGUAAUUUGAAGGAAAUGUUAAUAUUCGAAACAAAAAUUUCAGUUGGGGGAAAGAGGUGUCAACAUUUGGAACAGCACCCAUUGUUUUAUUGUGUAGUAGGUUUAUUUUCAUUUUUUACUACUGUGCACUAUUUUCCAGGUUUGUGAUCUCAGUUCGUAAUUUUGAGUUAUGAUAAUUUAGUUCUUUCAUGUUAUGCCUCAUCAAAGGAGAAAUGUAAGAUAGAUAUUGCCUUGAAUGUUGCCUAACAAUAUUUUAUGAAAAACUCUUAUGAAAAAUGCUCAUAACAAACUGGUUACUAGCUUUGGUUUACUAUUAUUUUCUUGAUAUAAAUGUUCAAAUAUGCACUAUAGAAAGACUCUUUAUGUAAAUACAUAGAUAUUCAGUCUUUCUAUUUGUAAUUUAGCUCUUUUCAGGGCAUCAUUAAGAUUUUGUGUGUUAUGCAAUCAUUUUUACAGAAGGUAAGAGUUUGGUUGAACUAUUUCAUUAUAUUGCAGUCAUACAGGCUACAGUUAUUUUCAUAGUUUCAUUUUUAAAAGUAAGUUUGAGAUUAGUUUAUAAUUAUAUACUGUACAGUAUACAUAUUAUGUAUUAUUGAAAGGUGGCAAAGACGUGAUUUCUUUUCAUUCAAAGGAAUAUAUUUAAAUAUUUUGUUAUAUAAGGAUGAAUCUCAUCGAGUAAUCUUUAAGAGCUUUAUAGGUAACAGUGAAACACUUGUGGCAGAUAUAGCGAAGCAAACCCAACUAUGACUUGCAUUCCUUUUAAGUGUCAUCAAAAUUUAUAGUACAAAAUUACACCAGUAUGCAUUAAUUGCUCUGUAUUUCACAAAAAGUCCCAGACUGUGUUUCAUUCUUGAUGCACAAUAUUUGUUGCACACACACACACACACACACUGGGAAGUGUUGUUGUUAGAAUCCAAUGAUAAUUGAAAAGAAUUUCAAGUCAUUUUUGGUUUUAGCUUUUAUGCCUCUAUCCCUCCACUUCUGUUCUGUAGUAGCUGCUGUUAUGCUUGACGUUGAUGUUAGCAUUGAGGAUCUGUAAAGCUUAAAACCAGCAUUCAACAAUCAGCAGCCUUCUCAGCUAGUUUUAUUCUACAUGGAAAAAGCAAGGGUUGGAUAUAUGAAGACAUACUUUUAUGUAAAUUUUAAACCCAAAUUUGAUUCAACCCUAUCCACUGUUACUUCAGUUUUGAGGAAAGUGAAAGUAACUAUUUCCAUCUUAAAACUGCUGUUCAGUACUUUUAAAUUGACAAAUGAAGGCAAACAUUUGCAAAUUUAACUGAUUUUUGUUAGAGCCAUAUACUAUGUACUCUUAAGAUUGUCCUUGAUAAAUAUGAAGUAAUCUGUAAAAAUGCUGGUCUCAGUUGGGUUUAUAGGAUACAGGAGGUAUUGUUAAUUUAAUGAGCAGUGCAGAUGUGGCUUCCUUAAUGCUGUCAUAGUAGCAGACAAGUUCCAUCUAAUUUACAAAUGUAUAAAGCUUUCAUAUUGGCAGAGUAGCAGUAUUUUGAUAUUUAAUCAUGGAUGGCUGGAGAUGAAAGUUUCAAGUACAGUACUAUAAGAUUUAAGAUGUGCCAAAUGUACACAAAACAGUUUUUUGUUUCAACUCUUGCCUGCAUGUUGAUCAUUCGUUGGCACAUUAAUUUGGCUUUGAUAUUUUAAGACCCAUAAAAUUUGUUCUUAGGUCGGCAUAUUUCUGUCAAUAACAGCCUUUCUCAUGGUGACUUACAGUUGAUGUUAUGACCAGGUUGUUAAUAUACUACAGUUCCAUUGAUGAAUGUGUCGACAAAUGUAUAAUUUGUAACGAGUUUUAUAAGGUCUAAUGCUAAUGAAGUUGGAUUUUUUUUCUUGGAUGUCUAGGUAAGCCAAGCCCUGUUUUAUUGUACUGGCAAAUAUCAAAUCACAAGGAUUUUGUACACUUUUUAAUUUUAUGGCAAAAUAGUUUCAAGAUGUACAUGCCUGUAUACUAAGAGUUGAACUUCAUGUUUACUGCUUGAAAACACACAUUAUAUAAAGUUUAUGAUGUUUGGUGUUUUUGUGUGACUGAUACAAUUGAGAAGAAGGUGUCUGAAUGGUUGUUAAGUUCCUGUUUCAAGAAUAUCAUUCUGAGGGAAGUUGAAAAUAGUCCAAGACCAUGUUACAGAACCUGCUGUUGAGUCUUGAUACAAAUUUCUUAGGGCAUUUCCAACUAUUGAGGAUAGGUUUCAGCUACUCUAUUGGCUACUGAAUAGUAUAGGAAACUGUGUAUAAUGUAAUUACUGUAAUUUACACCGUUUUUAAAGCACUCUUGGACGAACUCCUUUGGUAUGAUACUCUUUCAAAAGCAACCCUUUUCUCAUACCUUUUUAUACUGAUUCAUGUGAUUUUUUUCCAUCACCCUGUCCAGCAUCCAUCAUCAAUUCCUCCAGCUUUCAUGAUUCUUCUUUUUCCCUCCAAUGUAUCUUUUUUUUCAAACAUAUAUAUUUAUAUAUGAAUAUAUAUAUAAAUAAAUAUAGUUCAUAUUGCCUGCAGUCUGCUCCACCAUUGUGUUCAGAUGGAUGAUUGCUUCACUUAGCCAGGGGUUCUGAUAAAUUAUCACUGCUACUGCUCAUCAGCCUUUAGACAAUGAAUGUUUGACAGGAAGCACUUUUCUGUUACAAUGCUAAACACAACUUAAUACUUUAGUUUAUUAAAUUAGUAGUCGUUACCCUACUGAGAUUUUACUGGCACAGAAAGAAAAUAUUGGUGAUCCUCAGUAGCUUAAAAUUUCCUUGCCUCUAGCUUUAAAGAUGGCAGAGUAUAUAUUUUUGGUUAAAUGUUCAGAAGAAGAAUGAGGUAGAAGUAGUAAUCGCUAUUAAUUUAUUUUUUCAUGAUUAUAUAAACUAAAACAUUGGCAGUAUUGGACUGUAGUGAGUGAAGAGACUAAUAGGGACAGAAAGGCAAGAUAUUAAAUUCUUCCUUUUUAUACACAGUCUGGGAACACUGAAUAUCAAGCAAAAAUUUAUGUUCACUUUAGUCUCUUUAAAUGUGCUAAUUGCAGUGAUGUAGAUAUAUAUAGUCUACCAUUUAAGCAGUGCUUUGAGGUGAUGUGAGAGCAAUAAUCUGUAUCUGGAUGAGAGAAAUUAGAGAUAUUUUUAACCUUUGCACUCUUGCACCAUGAAUUCAAUUUUGCACCCCUAAAUAACCUAUGUACAGUUAAACAGCAGCACCAUAGGAAAUCUUGAGAAUGAUAGUAGCAUUCACAACUAACUGCCAACACAAUUGUUGCCUAUGUCUCAUGAUGAGCUUCUCAAGGUCUCCUACCAACACAUGGUAUUGCGCUGCUAUAAUGUUACAAAUAUUGGGAUAUUUAUACUUUAAAUUGUCAUGAAAAUCAAUACUACAAGUUUGUGGAAAUAAAAAGUUGAUUCAGGGUA